AUGAAGGCGAAAGGAGAGUUGAAGGAAUAUGAAGUCAUUGGCCGUAAGUUGCCAUCGGACAACGAGCCGAAACCGCCGCUGUAUAAGAUGAGAAUUUUCUCCCCGGAUCCUAUUGUAGCGAAGUCCAGAUUUUGGUACUUCUUGCGACAACUUAAGAAAUUCAAGAAGACCACUGGAGAAAUCGUGUCCAUCAAGGAAAUCCCAGAAAAAAGCCCAAUCAAGAUCAAAAACUUUGGCAUUUGGUUGCGCUAUGAGUCACGUUCUGGUGUCCAUAACAUGUAUAGGGAAUAUCGUGACCUAAGUGUUGGUGGUGCAGUUACACAGUGCUAUCGUGAUAUGGGUGCCCGACACAGAGCACGUGCACACUCUAUACAGAUUAUCAAAGUGGAAGUAAUCAAGGCAUCUGCAUGUCGCCGGCCGCAAGUAAAACAGUUCCACAACAGUGGCAUCAAAUUCCCGCUGCCUAAACGUGUCCACCACCACAAACGGCUCAAUACCUUCGCAUACAAGAGGCCCAGCACAUAUUUCUUG
Molecule: messenger RNA, 531 nt
Organism: Iphiclides podalirius (scarce swallowtail)
Lineage: Eukaryota; Metazoa; Arthropoda; Insecta; Lepidoptera; Papilionidae
Source: the annotation of a GenBank genome assembly